AUGUCUUGGGACAUCCUGUUGCUUAUCCUAGACAAUGGUCGCCGAGUGCAGUGGGACUUGGAGCAUGAAGGGUUCACAUUCGACUCGGAGAAUGAUAUCGGGCCUGCUGAUUAUGAAGACAUUUUGUGUCAUCUUCCCAUUGACUCCAAUGACAGCGCGAUGAGAGACCACGUUAAAAUAUUUGUCGCUAUCUCCGUCAGGUGGCUUCGGAGCUCUUCGCUUUCUGAGAUGUCAGCUGCCAAGGUCACCGCCGUACUCCAGAGGAUGAUUAGCGCAGCCAAUUUCAUCUCAGCACAUGACCGACGGCGCGCCCACUGGUCCUACCGCGGAGAAUACGACGGCAGUUGGAUAGAAGCAGUGGAAAAUCAAGUUAAAGAUCCAUCCCCUUACGACAAUCUUUUUCUACAACUUCUCCACGCAUUUGAAAGGUCCUACCGCAGACAUGUUCUCACAGGUCGUGACCGCUCGAUCAGGCGACAUCUGCAUAUAGCACAUUGCAAUUUACAUGCACGAGCAGACUGCAAGAUCGCAGGGUGCUCAUGGAGACAACAUUCCUGUGGAGGUGACGAAGACAAUUUCUUCCUCGGCUGUCCUUUGCUGGACAAACAAGCGGAUACCCCCGGCGAACCCAGCUCCGGUGGCCACUCAGUUCCCGAGACAUUUGCUACAACCGACGUCCUCGUCACCGACAUACCUCCUGCGUCGCCAUCUGACUUCGACCGUCAUCCCACUCCGCCAGAAGAUGCACACCAGUCCGCCGAGCUGUCCGUGUCAGCUGAUUCAAUAACCCGAACGGACGAUGGUACGCAAGAAGACCCAUCUGAACGGAACAAGCCGGCCUCUAUCGCUGGUCAUCCCCUUCAUCCCAGCAUUUUGCAGGCAUCUUCGUUGUCGUCUGCAGCAGCAGGACUCUCGGUGGGGGAGUAUGAGAGGGCGGCUUCUGGCAGGAGCAGCGCCGGCUUGCGCGCAUAUGAUGAACACGGCGUAUCCGAAGAAAAUGUGGCAGAUCAAGCUGCCUCGAGCCCCGCCCACGUCCCCGGAUUCCAUCCAUAUGUCGUAACUCCUUCCAACGUUACAUUGGAAUCAACACCAUCCGCGAAGGCCCAACCCGGAGUGUCUGGCCUCAAGCCGGACGCGAAGCCCGUGGCGCAUCGGGAGCCACCUGACAGCGAUAUUGGCGCGAAGCGUACCUCUCGUUCCGAAGCUCAAGUCGAGGCGGAGGACCACGCGCCUCAGAGUCUGGCUGUGGCGAUUCCGUCUUUUGCAGAGGAAGCGGCUGGUGGACGAAGUUCGGAGAGUUAUCUGCCGGAGACUACAGGGGAGACCGACGAUAAUAGCGGAGCAGUAAAGGACAGAGGAAAGGGCCCGAGCCUAGACGAGCCAGCCGCGCAUGAGCUCGUCAACAGCGACUCACCGAAUCCUGCCGGGAUGCGUCCGUCACAGAGCUCGUCAUCUUCCUCGCGUCGUGACGAUUCACUCGAUCCAACCGGCCUAUUGCGUCAGGAUAGCGCUGGAACUAACGCAAGCGCAGCCAGAAAUAGCGACGGGAUGCUAGAGGUCUUGCAGAACUCACCUUCUGAUGACCUCGCCAUCGCUCGCAACGGCCGUUCCGACGAAGACCGAGUCGCAGAACUUCGGCGACUGAACAGUCCUGUCCUCUCGGGAGCUGCAGUGUUGUUCCGCGAUGACAGUGGAGUCGACGGUCAGGCAGUAGAGGAAUUCGAGUUGGCCUUACAGCAGGGAGCGACGAGCGAGGACACUGGAGAUCAAGGCGGGGUCGAGGUUUGAACGAGUCAAUGAUUUAUAUAUGUAUGUGCGUAUACCGGAACAUGUGGUAGCUAGUUACUUGACUUGCAUUUAUCGCUGAGGUUCAAAUCGCUCCAAGUCGCGUAUGGGCUGAUGUACAGGAUGCCAAAAGACGCAUGCAUGGUGCUAGGUAUGUUGUCGGAGAAGGGCUCGUCGGGAGUCGCCUUGAGCUUUUUCACGUCGACCGUUAUGUCGCCAGUGCCCCGUAUGACGAGCAGCGGCACGUCGCGCAUGCGCCCGAGGAAGUGCGCCAUGUCUCGCUCGUGCGUCUGCGCCUCGUACAUGACACGCGUUGGGGGCAGCGCGAACAUGACCUCGCCUAGUCACUGUAUGCACUGCUCGUACAUCAUGGCCUCGCGUGGGUGCGCGAAGCAGCCGUCCAGGAACUCGACUGUCGCGGGCGAGAUAGCUGUUGCGUCGGGGUCGAACAGUGGGGGAAGUGUAGCCUGGAGCCGGGUGGAUAUGAUCAUGCUGUGGAUGGAGCGCGUCGGGACAGGGCCGUCGUUGUGGAUCGCGUCACGGAUGUAUGAAGGUGGCAAAUGUUUCAGAACGUUGAGGACGACUAUGGUCUCAGAGGGCUCAGCUGUCUUGCACGCCGGGGAAGAGAAGUGUUACGCACCGCCGAGGCCUCUUGCCAAGCGCCAUCGGCCGCACCACUCCAAAUGCUUCGCGUACCCUGGGCGUGGAUCUACGCGCCAUCUGCGGAAACGAUCUGCUUGUUGAUGGGGCUCAUAGCGGGAGAUAAUACAGAGUAGAAUGGCGCGUUUAUACGUUGCAGCUCGCGGUCAAAGCCGCGUCGCAGGCGUCCUUCAUGGCCUCCUGAGGCCUGAGGGUCCAUCGACGGCGCCCUCC
Molecule: messenger RNA, 2658 nt
Organism: Phanerochaete carnosa HHB-10118-sp
Lineage: Eukaryota; Fungi; Basidiomycota; Agaricomycetes; Polyporales; Phanerochaetaceae
Exons: 2
Coding region: 1-1788 (595 amino acids)
Source: RefSeq, a predicted model, not a curated record